Molecule: messenger RNA, 1872 nt
Organism: Adelges cooleyi (spruce gall adelgid)
Lineage: Eukaryota; Metazoa; Arthropoda; Insecta; Hemiptera; Adelgidae
Product: synaptic vesicular amine transporter-like
Exons: 13
Coding region: 39-1523 (494 amino acids)
Biological process (GO): transmembrane transport; aminergic neurotransmitter loading into synaptic vesicle
Cellular component (GO): terminal bouton; synaptic vesicle membrane
Molecular function (GO): serotonin:sodium:chloride symporter activity
Source: RefSeq, a predicted model, not a curated record
GUACUGAGAGUAGAAAAUAAUUUAUAAAUUGUUGUACAAUGUUAAUGCCCAAAACAGAGUCUCUUCUUUCGAACACGGUGGAGAGCGAUCUUGGAGUGAUCAUUAUCGUCUAUUUAUCUAUGUUUUUAGACAAUGUACUGUUGACCGUCGUUGUACCGAUAAUUCCCGAAUACCUGUACACUCAAUGGAAUAAUAAUUCAUCAAGACCGACCAACGCGACCACGUUGGACCAUUCCGCGCUGCUCGCCAGCUCAUUGCUGAAAAUGAAACAAACUCUGGACAACGAAAACGAAACAGUCGGUAUUCUGUUAUCUUCCAAAGCCAUCGUACAGUUGCUCAUGAACCCCGUGGUAGGGGUUUUUACAUCGUACGUCGGAUACAACUUGCCAAUAUUCCUAGGAUCAAUCUUGUUAAUCAUCAUAUCAGUAUUGUUCGCGUACGGCGAAUCGUUUGCUUCGUUGUUAAUUGCCAGAAGUCUCCAGGGCACUGCUUCGGCGCUGAUCGGCGUGUCAGGCAUGUGCCUGAUAGCCGAUCAAAAACAUAUGUCGGAACUGAGACGCAGUAAAGUUAUGGGCUUAGUGAUGGGAAGCAUUGCUCUGGGCGUACUGGUCGGUUACCCGUUUGGCGGUAUACUUUACGACUUGGUAAACAAGCCAACGCCGUUCAUUAUUAUCAUUGGCGUCAUAACAAUAAACUUGGGACUACAGUUGUGUAUUUUAAGAUUUAAUCCAAUAGGACAGAUAAACCCAUUCAAGAAGUUACAAUUUAAUCAAAUUUAUCACGACAACAAAUUCGAGGCUCGUUUUGACAACGGUAACUGGAAAGACCUUCUAAAAGACGGAUACGUUUUGUUGAUCACUACCGCUAUUUGUUUGACGUCGUCGGCAAUGGCUACACUUGAACCAUUUUUGCCAAUUUGGCUUAUACAAAUCAUAAAUCCGCAAAAGUGGCAGCUAGGAACGGUUUUCAUUCCAGACAGUCUUGGCUACUUGGUUGGUACCAAUUUUUUCGGCAGCUUAGCAUACGAAGUGGGCCAAUGGAGAAUGGCCGUGUUAGCUACGUUAUUGGUUGGCAUAUCUGCGAUUUUGAUUCCAUCUGCCACGUCAAUGCUAGGUUUGAUUUGCCCACAUUUCGGUCUAGGUCUAGGCAUCGGAGUGGUCGACUCGGCUUUAGUGCCUAUGCUGGCUAGUCUUGUUGACUCGAGACAUCCAAAUGUACAUUAUGGAUCGGUGUACGCACUCCAGCAAACUGCCGUCAGUCUAGCAUACUUCAUAGGUCCAGUUUUAGGAGGAAGAUUCGUUAAGUCAGUCGGGUUUCCUUGGUUAAUGAGAACUAUAGGCAUACUGAACUUAGCGUUUUGCUGCGUGCUAAUAUUUCUGGUUGGAGUGACACACGAUGAAACCGAUAAGAUUAUAAGCAACGGGAAAUGUGUAGCGGACUACAAUUCUACGAGCGUAAUACCUCAAUUGAAGGUGUCCAACAACACUUAUAAGAAACUUGAAGAAUCCGAAGAAGAACACUAAUGACUCAAUCCAGUCCGUAGGGAUGUCGAAGUCACAAUCAAAUUUGUUUCAUAUUAUUGAAAUAGUUUAAUGUGUAUUUCUUCGAUAACCUUAGGCGUUUUAAAAAGGUUUAAGUUUUAAUUGCUUUGACACAAAUGUAUGCUGCUUGUACAUUUUUAUUCAACCUUGGGUUUACAUAGAAGAUUUUGCAUAAGUCCAACAAUAGCUCUCGAGUUUUUUCCCCCUUACUUUAGUUAGUAAUAAUUGUGUAAAUUCGCUUCGAUUGUUUUAAUCCUUAAAGUGUGACUUGGAAAAAAAGCAAACAUAUUAUACUCGACUGGUUACGACCGUCGACUGUCAAAGCUUACCA